Scheffersomyces stipitis CBS 6054 is the source of this 1746-nucleotide messenger RNA. It is a transcript of the gene MDR14, whose product is annotated as MFS transporter. The transcript has a single exon. Lineage: Eukaryota; Fungi; Ascomycota; Pichiomycetes; Serinales; Debaryomycetaceae. Gene Ontology annotation, molecular function: transmembrane transporter activity. The record is from RefSeq and is a predicted model, not a curated record. The annotation marks the transcript as partial. Gene Ontology annotation, biological process: transmembrane transport.
CAUAAGUUAUCUAGGCUAUCAUCUACUUAUACUGCAAAGGAUAUCUAUGGAGACAUGGACUCAAACGAAAUUUCUAUCAGAAGAACAGCCACAAGAACAACAAUUUUGCAUUCUCUUUCACAGAGAGUUAACAGUCAGCAUCAGCCAGCAGACUCUAACUCCAAUCUUGAUAUCUAUGGCAAUUCUCAGAAAUUGGAGUACGAGAAAAUUCCCGAUGUUUCUGUCCCUGCGAAGGAUUUUGGAGGUGAGUUCAGUGGCAUAGACCCUGAAUUGGUAACAUGGGAUGGCGAGGAAGACCCUGAUUAUCCCAGAAACUGGAGCAGGUCUCGUAAGCUAUUUCAAUUGCUCAUUGUUUCUCUCUAUACCUUGAUCUCUCCUAUGUCGUCUUCAAUGCUUUCUCCAGCCAUGAACGAAAUUGCCAAAGAUCUUCACAUGAAUAACCAGUUCAUUCAGUCAUUUUCUGUUUCUAUAAUGGUAUUAGCAUGGGCUAUUGGGCCCUUGUUGAUAGCACCAAUAUCUGAAAGUGACCGUGUAGGCAGAAGACCAGUGUUAAACAUUUCAAUUUGGAUCAACUUCGUUUUCAACCUAGCCUGUGGUUUUGCGAAGUCCACUACUCAAUUGUGCAUAUUUCGUUUCUUGGGAGGCCUUGGAGGUUGUGCUGCCCUUAAUGUGGGAGCAGGUACUUUGGCAGACCUCUUUAGCGACAAUGAUAGACAAGCAGCAAUGGCAGCUUACUCUAUUUGCCCUACACUUGGACCUGUUCUAUCUCCCAUUAUUUCCAGUUUCAUAAUUUCUCACAAAUCAUGGCACUGGGUGUUCUAUGUUUUGGCUAUAUUCAAUGCCGCUGUUGCCAUUUUUGGGACAUUGUUUUUUAGAGAAACAUACUCACCUCGUCUCUUGAGAAUGAAAGCUAAUUUCUUAAGAACUGAAACUGGAAAUCUGCAUUUGCAUACUAUAUACGAGAUUGCUGAUGGUGAGACUCAGUGGGAAAGGAUCAUGGUUACUGUUAAAAGACCAGUAAAACUAUUGUGUACACAUCCUAUGGUGAUUGGCUUGGGGUCCUUUAUGGCAUUCGUUUAUGGGUUCAUGUACCUCAUGAUAGUCACAUUUCCUCAGGUUUUCCGCGGCUCGUAUGGUUUCUCUAUCAGUAUUUCAGGCUUAAUGUACUUACCAUUGGGUAUUGGAUACAUCAUUGGAACUAUAUUUUGGACCAUAAUGAUUGACAAAGUGUAUAACAAGUUGACAGAAAGAAAUGGCGGUGUUCCGAAGCCUGAAUAUCGGUUGCCGUGUCUUUGCUUUUCAGGAAUUGGCAUUCCUGCUGGGUUGGUAUGGUACGGAUGGUCUGUAGAAAAGAGGCUACAUUGGAUAAUGCCGCUGAUCGGAAUGGCUAUUUUCUCAUUUUCGUUCAUUGCCGUAUUCCAGACGAUUCAAAAUUACUUGAUAGAUAUGAAUAAUAGGUUUGCAGCCAGUUCGGUUGCAGCCGCUGCCGUUUAUCGCUCCUUCUUUGGGUUUGCCUUCCCACUAUUUGCCCAUACUAUGUAUGAUCGGCUAGACUACGGUUGGGGCAAUACAGUGUGUGCCCUAAUAGGUCUAGCCUUGGGUUUGCCGUUUCCGAUUUUCUGUUUGAUGUAUGGUGAGAGGUUGCGGAAAUGGGCAAAUCAGAGAAUGAAUGCCGAACAGGCACGUAGAGAUGCUAGAAAUUUGGCAAGACUACAACUACAGAACACUCUAGAGAAGAUAGAUUGA